Messenger RNA from Onychostoma macrolepis, 3073 nucleotides. Its product is annotated as ras-related protein Rab-26. Gene Ontology annotation, molecular function: GTPase activity; GTP binding. NCBI's taxonomy places the organism in Eukaryota, Metazoa, Chordata, Actinopteri, Cypriniformes, Cyprinidae. The transcript is spliced from 9 exons. The coding region runs from base 406 to 1152 and encodes 248 amino acids. Gene Ontology annotation, cellular component: endosome; Golgi apparatus. The record is from RefSeq and is a predicted model, not a curated record.
CGCGUGGCCAUCACUUUCACUGAUUGUUGACAACGCACCCUGCGCGCGUGCACUACUACGCUGCUCAGAGGAGUGAGGUGAAUUUUCUCUUCACACUGACGGAGCAGCUUCACAGGCAGGGACCAGAGACGCUUUUUCUUUUCUGAAAAAAAAACAAACAAAACAACAACAACAAAUUGUCAAACCAGUUGCGUAAAACGGAGCGGCAUCGCGAAGAACAGAAGCAGGUGCGCUGCUUGCACUCUUUAUUUGACGGAACCCUGAAGUCAUGCGCGCGCUUAUUGAUGAAAAGUUAAUUCACGCGUAUUAAGACACAGACAGCGGGAGAAGUGAAGUGCACAGAGCGCGCGUUUCGCUGCUCAUUAAUUACUCGUCGUACGUUCGCACCGGGAAUAAACAAUCAUAAUGUCGAGGAAAAAAGCGGUCAAAGGGAAGGGGAGUUCAAAUACACCGAGCUCAUCUCCGAGCAGCGAUAAAGAGAAGGGUAAGAAAGUCCCGACCCAGUGCAACGGAGUGGUGCAUCCCAGCAGACCCUCUCUCAGCAACAGCGGAGAAUUCUACGACAUCGCCUUCAAGGUAAUGCUGGUUGGUGACUCUGGGGUGGGGAAAACCUGUCUGCUGGUUCGCUUUAAAGAUGGAGCGUUUCUGGCUGGCAGCUUCAUCUCAACAGUCGGUAUAGACUUCAGGAAUAAGGUGCUGAACAUUGAUGGUGUGAGAGUCAAACUACAGAUCUGGGAUACGGCGGGACAGGAGCGAUUCAGGAGUGUGACGCAUGCCUACUACCGAGAUGCUCAUGCUCUUUUGCUGCUCUACGAUGUGACAAAUAAAGCUUCUUUUGACAACAUACAGGCCUGGCUCACAGAGAUUCACGAGUUUUCUCAGCAGAACGUAGUGAUCAUGCUUCUGGGUAACAAGGCCGAUUCCACACAUGAAAGGAUUGUGAAGAGAGAGGAGGGUGAAAAACUGGCCAAGGAGUUUGGCGUUCCCUUCAUGGAGACCAGUGCUAAAUCAGGUCUGAAUGUGGAGUUGGCCUUCACUGCUGUGGCCAAGGAACUGAAGCACAGGGAGAUGAAGGAGCCUAACGAGCCAAAGUUUCAGCUGCAGGAGUAUGUUAACAAGGAGAUGAAGGGAGUCGGCUGCUGUCGCUCCUAAAGCCGCGUGCGCACGAGCCCGUCUCUCUGUCUGUUUGUGUGUUUUUCCACUUUCAUCCUCUUCUCUCGCAUAAAUUGGAUGCCUGUCAGAUAUUCUGCGGCUCUGGAGACUUUCAUUUUCAAACGCUAUGUUCUUUCUUUGGACCUCCAUGCACUUCACAGCUCGCAAACAAUAGCGAACGACACAAAGCAAACAUGGCGUAAAGAGAAGCAGUCGACAGAAUGCAAUCGGCAUGUGCUUAAAUAUUCACACCCUCAAUAAACACAGACCCACCUCUCCAAGCAGCUGUGAAUGUAUGUCCGACACUCAUGACCAGUGUGUCUCAAAGUGUGCUCUUAUUACAUGUCAAAAUCAUUCAGUCACCCAAUUACUUAGUUAGAUGUACUUUUCUGUGGCAGCUUCACUUGAACCCAAUUAUAUACCACUUUUACUGUUAAAAAUACCCACAAGUGUGUCAAAAACGUGGCUGUUCAGCACAGAGAUAAUUACAAGUGUAAAAUCAUAAUUAACAAAGACUUAUCUUUUUAUAACAUGCGCUUUUCUGUGGUUUCAGUCUCAUUAUGUAAACGUCUUACAAAAUGAGUCCUGAUGCACUUUGUAGACCUUGAAAACAUAGUGGAACAUUAAAAAAAAAUGCAUUAUUUUAAUGAAACAGCUUGCAUUUCUUGAUUUGUUUCUUGUCCAGAUCACCACCCAAUGAAAAGAAUAUAGCUGAUUUUCAUUGUUUGUUUUUUAAUUUUUUUUUUAUCAUUCUGUUUUAAAGCCUUGGUAAUGAUCGUUUACUAUAACUAAGUAACUAUAACUUUUUAUUGUGUCUCUUUAAGGUUAAAUUUUCCAGACUUCUCUAUGUUAUGUACAAUUUGAUCAUUUCAAAUUUAAGCCAUCACACAUUACGCUACAAUCCAUGGAAGCUUGUUUCUGUCAUAUUCAGAUAAAGAACUGCAAGAAGUGUGUAUAAAAUGCAGAAUUGCAUGAUUUAAACUCAGAAUUGUGAGACAUAAACUUGCUAUUUUAAGAAGAAAAGUCCAAAUUGUGAGAGAAGAAGGUUUGAAUUCUGAGAUAAAAAGACACAAUUAAGUUGAUGUAAAUAAAGAAAUCAGAGAAAAAAGGUCAAAUCAAGAUUCUGUUGAUAGAUGGAAAGUUUGGUUAAAUUUGUCAUGGCCUCUUUACGCUCACAGAAGCACAUGCUCAUAUUCAUGCCAUAUUCUCUCCACUUUUGUCCUUGUUAUUUGCCAAUGUCUUCUCAUGAAAUAUGAACUAAUAUGAAAGAUGAAUGUAUGUAUUGUACAUAUGAAAAACAUCAUAUGGCACUUACAGUAGUUUGCAUAACAUAUAAUUAAUGUUUUGUUAAAGAUUUAAUAUCGUCCUGUACGCUAAAUAUAUAGAAAGCUUUAACUAGAAUUAGUAGCAUUAAAUGAUGUUCAGAAUGUGCCGGAAUUUAAUAACUUGAUGUUACGUCAAUACUAUGCGUACUGUGGAUUGUUUAGUAUAUCGUGCUGUACAAAUAUUUUCACUUGAAGAGUUUUCAGUACUAUGCCUUUUGCACUUUUGUUCUUGUUGUUUUUCUGUUGUUGUUGUUCAUAUUUUUUAUAUCAUCUGAAACUAAAGGAAGACCAGUAUAUGGCCUGAAAUGAAUAUUUUGUUGGUCAAGAAAUUUGUACUGAUGUGCCAUUUUUAGCUGCUCAGAGAUUUUUGAUGACAAAUCAACUGAUGUAUAUAAGUUCAAUUCAAUUUGUUUUCCCCUGUGAAGAAAUCACACGAACAGGUAAUAUCACAGAAAUGACAAGCAAUGAUAUACGCAACUUUUUUCUAUCUGGUAGAGGUCAACUCACAGUGUUGAUCUAAAUGUUGACAUGAUUUUUUUUUUUUUCAAGGUUUUUAUGUAACGUGUAUUGUAUUAUUCCCAACAAUAAAGCGGACA